Diospyros lotus (date-plum) is the source of this 2039-nucleotide messenger RNA. RefSeq names its product sugar carrier protein A-like. The record is from RefSeq and is a predicted model, not a curated record. Gene Ontology annotation, cellular component: membrane. Lineage: Eukaryota; Viridiplantae; Streptophyta; Magnoliopsida; Ericales; Ebenaceae. The coding region runs from base 230 to 1762 and encodes 510 amino acids. Gene Ontology annotation, molecular function: monosaccharide transmembrane transporter activity. Gene Ontology annotation, biological process: monosaccharide transmembrane transport. The transcript is spliced from 4 exons.
GAUCCCCAAAAGCAGAAAAUGAGAGUCACUUGAAUCUUGAUCAGUGAAUUUUUGCUAGAAUUCUUAGAUAUUGAUAAGAUAUAGCAUUUUAGUUGCCUACGUCUCCCUUCUACUCGGGUCCUGAAAAGAGACCAUCCACCCAGAACAGGAGGAGAGUUCGAGAAAACAGAGAGUUUUUAUCUCUCUGGCUUUGGCUGGGAUUUGGAAGAAGGGAGGAGAGGUUUUGAAAAUGGCGGGUGGGUCUUUUGCUCCGGCCGGCAUGGCCAGGAACAGAGCUGAGAAGUACCAGGGAAGGGUCACCCUCUAUGUGAUUGUUGCCUGCAUUGUGGCAGCUGUUGGUGGGUCAAUAUUUGGCUAUGACAUUGGAAUUUCAGGAGGAGUGACGCAAAUGGAUGAAUUCCUUCGUCGAUUCUUCCUCACAGUAUACAAGAACAAGAAGCGUGCCCAUGAAAACAAUUAUUGCAAGUACAACAACCAAGGCCUUGCGGCUUUUACUUCAUCCUUGUACCUGGCUGGUUUGGUCGCCUCGCUGGUGGCCUCCCCCAUCACGAGGAAAUAUGGUCGACGAAUGAGUAUAGUCUGUGGAGGAAUCAGCUUUUUUGUCGGAGCAGCUCUUAAUGCCUCGGCUGUGAACCUAGCGAUGCUUCUUCUAGGCCGGAUCAUGCUUGGGAUUGGCAUUGGAUUCGGCAAUCAGGCGGUUCCGCUAUAUUUGUCGGAGAUGGCACCAGCCCACCUAAGAGGAGCUCUAAACAUGAUGUUUCAACUAGCAACAACUCUCGGAAUCUUUACUGCAAACAUGAUCAACUAUGGAACAGACAAGCUCCCGCCAUGGGGGUGGAGGCUUUCCCUAGGUCUGGCUGCAGCACCAGCUCUCUUAAUGACAGUGGGAGGAAUGCUCCUUCCAGAGACACCAAACAGCUUAAUUGAACAGGGCUUAAUGGAAAAAGGAAGAGCGGUUCUUGAGAGGAUUAGAGGAACAAAAAAUGUGGAUGCAGAAUUUGAAGACAUGAUGGAUGCGAGUCAGUAUGCAAACUCGAUCGAGCACCCUUUCAGAAACAUCCUGGAAAGAAGGAAUAGACCGCAGUUGGUCAUGGCAAUAUUCAUGCCGACAUUCCAAAUCCUCACCGGCAUAAAUUCAAUCCUCUUUUAUGCCCCAGUUUUGUUUCAAAGCAUGGGGUUUGAAGGAAAUGCUCCUCUCUAUUCUUCAGCUGUGACUGGAGGAGUUCUUGCUUUGUCUACCCUGGUGUCCAUAGCCACGGUGGAUAAAUGGGGUCGAAGAGCUCUACUAAUUGCUGGAGGGAUUCAGAUGGUCAUAUGCCAGGUUAUUGUUGCUAUAGUCUUGGGACUUAAGUUUGGCAAUCACGAAAAGCUCUCAAAAGAGUUCUCAAUCUUGGUGGUGGCAGUCAUUUGCCUUUUUGUCGCAGCCUUUGGAUGGUCAUGGGGGCCGCUUGGCUGGACAGUGCCGAGUGAGAUAUUCCCAUUAGAGACACGUUCAGCAGGGCAGAGCAUUACAGUGGCUGUGAACCUACUGUUCACUUUCAUCAUAGCCCAAUCUUUUCUAUUCCUCCUAUGUGCCUUCAAGUUUGGAAUUUUCCUCUUCUUUUCUGGGUGGAUAACAGUCAUGACAAUCUUUGUGUACGUCUUCCUACCUGAAACGAAGGGAAUUCCCAUAGAAGAGAUGAUACUGCUGUGGCAAAAGCAUUGGUUUUGGAAGAGAAUUGUACCAGGAUCUCAAGAGUCUGAUGAGAGCACUGCAACAUAAAGCAACUGGUUGAAGUCGAGAUGAACACUGGAAAGCAAUUUUAGAAUCAGUAAGAGGGUAUAGAGUAAACAAUUGACCGUCGCUAAAGGGAAAAGCCAGAAGCACCUAGUGGAGACAGGAGGUUGAGGAUAAACACGACGAUGGCUGCGAGCUCACUGCCAUCAGGGGCAGAAUUCUUAGUUUUCAAUGCAAGUUGUAAUAGACAUUUGACUAGUAACCCCUACCCCUUGGAACUUGCACUUAUUCAAUUAAAAACUGUAUUAUUGGUUACAAGUAA